This is a messenger RNA of Paramecium tetraurelia, 510 nucleotides long. RefSeq lists its product as uncharacterized. The transcript is spliced from 2 exons. NCBI's taxonomy places the organism in Eukaryota, Ciliophora, Oligohymenophorea, Peniculida, Parameciidae. The record is from RefSeq and is a predicted model, not a curated record.
AUGUGGUUUAGUAAAACAGUAGAGCUAUCGAUCGAAAUUGGAAUAGGGGUAAUUGAAAUAAUCCUGCUAAUGUGUCUCAUCUAUUAUGUAAGGAAAAUUCAUAAGAAGAAAAAUUAUUACCCUAUCUACUAAUUGUCUCCUAUUACAACAAUUUUAUAAGGAAUAUCAUUUUAUAUUUUCUAACUAACGAUAGUACUCAACUUUUACUACAUUAAAACUUAUGAUGAAAUUACCUGGGACAUUUGCUUAGAUCAAAAUGAAAAUGAGAAUGCUAAUGUUGAAAUUAAUACAAUCUACAAGAAAGCCCCUUAUUAUAGGCUGUUGCUUCACAUUCACACUUAUGAAGUCAUUAAGAAUUUUGAUUGCAUUCUCAAAAUAAAGGUUAUAAAGAAAUAAUGUAAUAGUAAAAAUCUAUAUGGGGGAAGCUCAGAUAAUACUAAUUGCAUUAUUCUAUGGGAUGAUGUUUCCCGCAUUAACCAUUAUUACAAACUUAUACUUUUAUAAUUUUGA